This is a messenger RNA of Symbiodinium sp. CCMP2592, 2784 nucleotides long. The record is from the annotation of a GenBank genome assembly. NCBI's taxonomy places the organism in Eukaryota, Dinophyceae, Suessiales, Symbiodiniaceae.
AUGGAGAAUCCGCAUCUCAAGAGUAUCCUCGCCGAGUUUCCGGACGUGGAUGCUGCGGCCCUUCCAUGGCCCGCCGGGGCGGAAGAGUGGGAACCCAAGGACUUGCAGCUCUUCAUCGGCAGCGGAGGCUUUCUGAAGCCCAAGAAGAAGAAGGCCACCGAAGCCAAAGCGGCUUCGGCAUCGGUGCCAGCGCCAGCGCCAGCGAAAGCACCAGCGGCAGCGCCGUCUCCGGCGGCGCAGGAUCCUGGCGGCUACCCAAGCAGAAGAGACCCCGAGUCGACUUCCUCCUUUGAGGUGCCAGCUUGGAGUCAGGAACGCAAAACGCUUUCCAUGCCUGUGCGAGUCCACUGCGAGGACACUGCGCCGAACGGACACGUUCGUAUCGAGUCGCUGAACGCUUUCGCAGAGCGAAUCCGGAGCUUGGCUCUGAUGCAGAUCAUGGGUGUUUCCUUGGCAGACCUGAAGGAGCAAAACCUUGCCAUUCUGGCCACCGAGUAUGUCAUUGAGAUCGUGGGCAAAGGCAUCCGCGUUCUCGACACACUUCGGAUUGACACGACGCCGGAGUUUCCGGCGGCACCCCUCUUCCCGUGGGACACGCAGAUGUUCGCUGAUGACGGGUCGCUGUACAUGCGAGGCCUGUUUGGCUUGAACCUUUGCCAGAUCUCUGCGACCGGCGCAUAUAGUGGAGCGGACGCCAAAGCAUACGAUGCGUUCGCCAAGGACCUGAGAAAGUUCACGGACCCGAGCAAGAGUAAGUUUUCAAAGACAUCCCUUCGAUUUUAUUCUGCAUAUCCGAAAGCGGGUGCCCCUUUCACACCAGAGAAAUACUUGAAGGCGAGCUAUGUGGUCAGAUCUACAGACUGUGACAUGUACAACGUCCUCUUUCAGGGGCGCGUGCCGUCCAUGAUGGAGUCCUGCUACCCGCAGCGCGAUGCGCGGGCCUUCUACGUCAACAUUCGCAUGUCCGUCCACCCGGGAGAUGAGCUCGCCGUACAUGUCUUUGUUGAGAAGGCGAAGGCUUUUUUCGUUUGUCUGCGAGGAAAGGAGCCAGUCCUUACAGCUGUGGGGCACUACGAGGCCUCACCGGUCUGCCAAGAGGAGAUCAAAUGUCUGCGAGCUGCAUUUCGAGCGGUGCAGCGGCAGUCACCCGUUUUGCGGUCGCGCUUCGCCAGAGUCGCGGGUCGCUACGUCCAGGUGGUGCUCCCUUCUUCUUGGUCCGUGGCCGAGUUUCGUGAAAGCGACCUGCCCGACUGCCAGACAGGCCAGAACGGCGCCCUGAGACUCGCGGCGGCCGCUGCAACUUUGCCUCCGUUGCAGUGCAAAGGCCCGCUCCUACGGCUUGUCUUCUUGCGCGGCAAGGUCGCGCCGAAGACGCGGAGUGCAGUUGUGUUGACUGUGCACAAUGCACUAUGCGAUGGCUGGUCCAUGAACGCGCUGCUUCAGGACUGCGACGAAGCCACGCGGCACGACCUCCACCAGCUGAGCUUUGAGGAAGCCAGCCAGGUCAUCACCAGGAUGUUCUUGGAUCCUGCUACACUGCUCGGGGAGCUUUGGACCUCGCUGGGAUGCCUUCGGCCAGCGUGGUCGAGGGCCAUCCUACUUGGAUCCAUCAAAGCGGAGAUGAAUCGCCGUUGCACUCCACAUCGGGGAAAGUGUAAACCUGAAGAGAUACAUCUCUGGCCCUAUUGUCAAUGGUGCCACGCCACCAGCGGGGUGGAGCUGUGUGCGGAUUGCUCGGUAGCGGCCUACUGCAGUCAGACGUGUCAAGAGAUGGAUGCUCCGCGCCACAACCUCUGGUGCUAUCCACUCCUUGUUUCCCGACUUCUGUGGUGUGCCCUUCCGCACGAGGCAUUGGUGUGGCAGGAGCUCGCACGACGAUCGCCACUGACGCCGUACACGGCGCCUUCUGCCGCGAAAGCCCCCCAGCUGCCAAAAUGCUGGCCGGACUUCUUCGAGGCGCGCUUCCCGUCGGCUUCCGCACUCGAACGCCUUCUGCUGACGGAGUCGCUCAGUUCGACGUUGACCCUCCUGUGGUUGUUGGACUUGCUCGGCUUACGAGAGGUUCAGCGUGCAAUAAGGGUCCUCCUGGUUGGUGCUGAUAAUGAAGCCGAUGCUCCGUGGGAGGAGCUGCUGCCUCACCUUUCUGGGACCCUGGAGCUGGUCCUAGUGGGCCCUUUCCUCGCCGACGCGUCGUGGUCCCAGGGAGGAGUUUCAGUCUGCUGCCGGAGAGCACAUCUGCAGGACCUGAGCCCGGAGGAGUUGAAGCCGCUGGAUGUUGCUGUAGCGUUUAACUCUGGCAUGAUCUACUACAAGGAGUGGCCGAGGGCUUUGCCGACAUUGCAUGGAUGCCUCUGCCCCCUGGCCGUCACGGCCUGGGAGUUCCCGGAGGCUUUGCAGGUCCAGCAGCUCCUUCUCGAUGCCAACUUCGAGGUGCCGGAGCUCCGCGACAAUCCUUUCGCUUCACACGCCCCGCAUCGGGUCACGGACGACCACGGGACAACCAUGUUCGGCAACCUCGUGCUCUUCACCACCCGGCCCUGCUCGGCCUUACCAUGGCAAGCCCUGGUGAGCCCUUCCGAGUCAGAGCCUUGCGAGGAGGACCUCCGAGAUGCCCUCCGCCUCAUCCAGGGGCAUCUCGAAGUGCUGUCGGGGCGUCGGGCAGAACUCGAGAUGAUAUUGGACGAGCCCCAGGUAUUCCGUGAGUACAUCGAAAGUGACGACUUUCGGAUUCCGGAAGACAUAUCUGUGGAUAUGGAUAGGGCAUACCGAGGACUGGGUUUCUGA